UCUAUCUAUCUAUCUAUCUAUCUAUCUAUCUAUCUAUCUAUGCAGUUACAUAUUUCUGCAAUUUCAUUCAUUUCCCCUAAGUGCCGCUGUUGAUCAGUGGGCAAAAGCAAAAUAAGGCUUUUUCUUCCAGUGACGUCCUCCCUUUUCUGUCUGUGAUACCAGGGCUCAGACUAGCUUGACAAAGGCACAAAAGCAUUAAGCAAUGGACUCUUAAUCAAAUACUUUUCUUAGAUUUUCAGAGCUUUUCCCACUUGGAUUUUGGGAACGCUCUUGUCAUGAUGAGCUACAGCUGGAUCUCCAAAAACCCACCAUUGUCAUGGUGGCCGCUGUUCGUCUGCGUUUUUGUCGCAGAAAUGGCUCUCGGGCAGGUCCGUUAUUCUAUACCUGAAGAGAUGUCGACGGGCUCUGUUGUCGGGAAUAUAAUUCAGGACCUGGGCUUGGAUGUUAAACGUCUGACAUCGGGGCGGGCUAGGAUAUUUACCGAGGACGGCAGUGAGUACAUAGGUCUGAACGCAGAAAAGGGAAAUUUGGUUGUGGCAAAAAGGAUAGACAGAGAAGAACUGUGCAAGCAACUGUCUCCGUGCUCUCUGUAUUUCCAGAUCAUCCUAGACAAUCCAAUGGAGCUGCAUCGAAUUGAUGUUGAAAUUACAGAUAUUAACGAUAACGCUCCGUUGUUUUCGAAGAAAGAAUAUAAUUUCCAAGUUAGUGAAUCUGCCUUACCGGGGGCUCGCUAUUCGCUGGAGAGUGCCAAAGAUCCCGAUGUAGCGCACAAUACUAUUCAAACAUACAAACUAAAUCCGACAGACCAUUUUAAAUUGAAUAUUAUUUCUCGGCCUGAUGGAACAAAGUAUAUUGAAAUGGUUCUGCACACGUCGCUUGACAGAGAAAAACAAGAAGAGCAUAAAUUAACUCUAACAGCAUACGAUGGUGGCAAUCCUCAAAAAUCCAGUUCUGUCAAGAUCAAUGUCCUUGUUUUAGAUGCAAAUGAUAAUGCACCUGUAUUUAGUCAGUCUGUUUACCGAGUAACAGCUUCUGAAAACGCGAAAAAGGGAACUGUUUUACUAAGAGUCAGCGCUACUGAUAAUGAUAAAGGAACGAAUGAAGAGGUAGUCUAUUCAUUUUCUCAGCAUACCGACAGUGCAUCAUCCCUAUUUAAUAUGGACCCCUAUACCGGCGAAAUGACUGUUAUUGGUGUCUUAGAUUACGAAAAAACUAAACACUACGAAAUUGAUAUAGAAGCUACAGACAAAGGGGGGCUGACGGACACCAGUAAAGUGUUAAUAGAGGUGACAGACGUAAAUGACAAUGCCCCCAUAAUCAGCGUCAUUUCCCUCUCCAACCCCAUACCAGAGGAUUCAGCCCCAGAGACUGUUAUAGCAAUGCUCAAUAUCAAAGAUCUAGACUCAGGUAAAAAUGGACAAAUUAAGUGUUUCAUUAACCCAGAUUUACCUUUCAAAAUCAAAUCGUCGUCCAUUAAUUUUUAUAGCCUGGUGUCCGAUGACAUUUUGGACCGGGAAACUGUACCUGAAUAUAAUAUAACAAUAACAGCGAUGGAUGAAGGCUCCCCACCUUAUUCUACUAACAAAACGAUUAAUUUAAGACUCUCCGAUGUAAAUGAUCAUGCUCCAGAGUUCCCUCAACAGUUUUUCACAGCUCUGAUCACUGAAAAUAAUUCACCUGGCAUGUCAUUUUUGUCUGUCAAAGCCAGUGACAAAGACUCUGGGAAUAAUGCGCGCAUUUCUUACUUUCUUGAAGAUAGUCAGCUGAAUGGGAUGUCAGCUUCAGCGUAUUUUUCAGUGAAUGCAGAGAGUGGAGAUAUACUAGCUGUGCGUUCUUUUGACUAUGAGCAAAGAAAAGAGUUCAAAAUCUGCAUUAAAGCUCAGGAUGGAGGCUCCCCUCCACUCAGUAGUAAUGUGACAGUGAGAGUUAUGAUCCAGGACCAGAAUGACAACGCCCCUCAGGUUCUCUACCCAGUCCAGACUGGUGGCUCUCUGGUGGCUGAAAUGGUGCCUCGUUCAGCAGAUGUGGGCUAUCUGGUCACUAAAGUGGUGGCUGUUGAUGUGGACUCUGGACAGAAUGCCUGGCUCUCCUAUAAACUGCAGAAAGCCACAGACAGGGCGCUGUUUGAGGUGGGCUUACAGAAUGGAGAAGUAAGAACUAUCCGCCAAGUCACUGAUAAAGAUGCAGUCAAACAAAGACUGACUGUUAUAGUGGAGGACAACGGACAGCCCUCUCGUUCAGCUACAGUCAUUGUUAACGUGGCGGUGGCGGACAGCUUUCCUGAAGUGCUGUCUGAGUUCACUGACUUUACACACGACAAGGAGUACAAUGAGAACCUGACUUUUACUUAGUGUUGGCUUUGGCUGUAGUUUCCUUCCUCUUCAUCACGUGUGUCGUGGUCAUUAUAUCAGUGAAAAUCUACAGAUGGAGAAGAGAGCGUCUGUUGUACAAAUCCAGUGGGAAUCUUCC
This is a messenger RNA of Sphaeramia orbicularis (orbiculate cardinalfish), 2469 nucleotides long. Its product is annotated as protocadherin gamma-A11-like. Gene Ontology annotation, biological process: homophilic cell-cell adhesion. The record is from RefSeq and is a predicted model, not a curated record. Gene Ontology annotation, molecular function: calcium ion binding. Gene Ontology annotation, cellular component: plasma membrane. The coding region runs from base 276 to 2351 and encodes 691 amino acids. NCBI's taxonomy places the organism in Eukaryota, Metazoa, Chordata, Actinopteri, Kurtiformes, Apogonidae. The transcript has a single exon.